Molecule: messenger RNA, 1188 nt
Organism: Penicillium lagena
Lineage: Eukaryota; Fungi; Ascomycota; Eurotiomycetes; Eurotiales; Aspergillaceae
Product: putative oxalate/formate antiporter
Exons: 2
Coding region: 1-1188 (395 amino acids)
Biological process (GO): transmembrane transport
Cellular component (GO): fungal-type vacuole membrane
Molecular function (GO): transmembrane transporter activity
Source: RefSeq, a predicted model, not a curated record
AUGGGGGUUGUUCAUGAGCCUGCCUCGACCCAACAGAGCUUGCCCCGAAUUGAGAUAGAAAAAGACCAAUAUCCUGAAGGUGGAUUGAAAUCAUGGUCUGUUGUCCUAGGGGCCUGGUGCGCGAUGAUUCCCUCGAUGGGGCUUUUGAAUAGCCUGGGAACUCUGCAGGCAUGGACAAGUACGCAUCAACUGAAGGAUUAUUCGGAAUCAAGUGUCGGUUGGAUAUUUGGAGCCUAUACCUUUUUUCUUUUUGUAGGAGGAGCUCAGUUUGAAUAUUAUCAGAUUUUCUUAUCUUUCAGUGUACUGGGCGGCAUAUCAGCGAGCACCCUCUUCACACCCCCUGUGGCUGCCGUUGGUCAUUGGUUCAAUGAUAAACGCGGCUGGGCAACAGGCGUUGCUUGCACAGCCGGGGGCAUCGGAGGAUCUGUAUUCCCUCUGAUCAUUCUUUUUACAGCUCCGCGGAUAGGCUUUGCAUGGUCUAUUCGCAUAAUCGCCUUACUUUGCGCAUUCUUUUGCUCAAUUGCAUGUCUUACGGUCCGGACUAGACUUCCUCCUAAGAAAGCAGCCGCUUUCCUGGAUUUCAAGGCUCUCAUGGAUGUCAAGUACGCAUCUGCGUCCCUAGGCGUCUUUCUGGUCGAAUUUGCUGUUUUUGUUCCUAUCACAUACAUCACAUCCUAUGCACUCUCUGUUGGCUUUGGUGAUCAGAUGUCAUAUGCAGUGCUCAUUUUCCUUAACGUUGGGGCUAUCUUCGGGCGCUUUCUACCGGGAUUGGUCGCCGAUCGAUUGGGGCGAUUUAACGUCAUGACAGUGAAUUGCUUGAUGUGCUCACUACUCACUCUCAUUCUAUGGCUGUCAGGGGACCUUGUCAAUGCCGACAGUCUAGGAAUUCUCAUUAGCUAUGCCGUGCUGUUUGGUUUCUUUUCUGGAGCUGCUAUAAGCAUUGCCCCGGUGUGCAUUUCUCAAGUUUGCGAAAUACAGGACUACGGAAAGAGAGUCGGAACUACUUGGACACUUGUCAGCUUGGGCACUUUCAUCGCUAUACCCAUCGCAGGCGCGAUCCAACAACACAACAAUGGGGCGUACUAUGGAUUGAUUAUUUUUGGGGGUGCUCUUUAUCUUGCUUCUGCCGUUGCAUUUGCUGUUUCUCGGGGUAUAUGCAAGGGAUGGGCUUGGAGAACAAAGUUUUAG